This is a messenger RNA of Fusarium tjaetaba, 672 nucleotides long. RefSeq names its product NADH-ubiquinone oxidoreductase subunit. The record is from RefSeq and is a predicted model, not a curated record. Lineage: Eukaryota; Fungi; Ascomycota; Sordariomycetes; Hypocreales; Nectriaceae. Gene Ontology annotation, molecular function: 4 iron, 4 sulfur cluster binding; NADH dehydrogenase activity. The transcript is spliced from 3 exons. Gene Ontology annotation, biological process: mitochondrial electron transport, NADH to ubiquinone; mitochondrial respiratory chain complex I assembly. Gene Ontology annotation, cellular component: membrane. The coding region runs from base 1 to 672 and encodes 223 amino acids.
AUGGCCCACGCACUCAUCGCGCGACGCCAGCUCGCCUCCGCUGCCACCAGCAGAGCUAGCAUCCUCGGCCUGGUCCAACAGCGAAGCUACGCGACACCCCAUGGACCUCCUCCUGCCAACUUCCGAACGAGCAAGCCUGUGCAGUGGACCUGGGACAGGGACAGCACCCUCGAUCGCAUGGGAAAGUUUUUCCUCAUGACAGAGAUGGCGAGGGGCAUGUAUGUCCUGCUUGAGCAGUUCUUCCGACCACCGGCCCUAUUUCCCCUCGAUUCCGUGGCGAGCACGCCCUUCGACGAUACCCCUCCGGUGAAGAACGAUGCAUUGCUUGCAAGCUUUGCGAGGCUGUACGACACCACAUCUCUCAAGAGCAGCCAGGUUGCUGACAUCAAUGAACAGAUCUGCCCCGCCCAGGCCAUUACCAUCGAGGCUGAGGAGCGAGCUGACGGAUCCCGCCGAACAACCAAGUACGACAUCGACAUGACCAAGUGCAUUUACUGCGGUUUCUGCCAGGAGUCCUGCCCCGUUGACGCUAUCGUUGAGUCACCCAACGCCGAGUACGCCACCGAGACCCGAGAAGAGCUUCUUUACAACAAGGAGAAGCUUCUCUCCAACGGCGACAAGUGGGAGCCUGAGCUUGCAGCUGCUAUCCGCGCUGACUCACCAUACCGAUAA